This is a messenger RNA of Equus caballus (horse), 3106 nucleotides long. RefSeq names its product phytanoyl-CoA 2-hydroxylase interacting protein (gene PHYHIP). Gene Ontology annotation, cellular component: cytoplasm. The record is from RefSeq and is a predicted model, not a curated record. Gene Ontology annotation, molecular function: protein binding. Lineage: Eukaryota; Metazoa; Chordata; Mammalia; Perissodactyla; Equidae.
CUGAGGGCUGCUUGUCCUGGAAGAACGAGGGAAAGGUGGCAGCUGCUGUCUCUGAGGACAUUGUGGAGUCCCUGGGAGACCCUCUGCCCUUUCUCCCUCCCACCAGCCCAGGCAAGCAGGGACCAAGCUUGCUUCUUGUCACCUGACGCUGGGCAGCCGCUGAUCCCAUUGGUGGAGCCAGAUUCGGUCUGGCUCUCUCGUCGUUUCUUGCCUUCUCUGCCUCUCUCUCCUCCUCACCGCUUUGAUUUCGCUCUUGCCUCUCUCCUUGCGCUGAGAACGUCGCCUCUCCGGGGGCAGCAGCAGCAGCUCACUGCAAAGCCAGGCAGGAGCUGCCUGCGGGGCAUGGAAGAAGCCUCCUGGGCAGCUGUGAGAAGAGUGAGAGGAGGGAGCGAGCGCCGCUGCCCGUGACCAGGCGUCCAGUGCUGCCCUCCGCCUGGGGAGCCCAUCCACACAGAAGUCUCGCCCUUCUCUCCCUCCCAGGUCUUUCUUCUGCAGAGCCCGGUGGAGCCAGUCCCCACAGGAGCCAAACCAGAGGGGAGCAUGGAGCUGCUGUCCACACCCCACAGCAUCGAGGUCAACAACAUCACCUGUGACUCCUUCCGCAUCUCCUGGACCAUGGAGAACAGUGACCUGGAGAGGGUCACCCAUUACUUCAUUGACCUCAACAAGAAGGAGAACAAGAACUCCAACAAGUUCAAGCACCGAGAUGUCCCCACCAAGCUUGUGGCCAAGGCCGUGCCACUGCCCAUGACAGUGAGAGGCCACUGGUUCCUGAGCCCCCGCACGGAGUACAGCGUGGCGGUGCAGACUGCCGUGAAGCAGAGCGACGGGGAGUACCUGGUGUCAGGCUGGAGCGAGACAGUGGAGUUCUGCACUGGGGAUUAUGCCAAGGAGCACCUGGCCCAGCUGCAGGAGAAGGCUGAGCAGAUCGCAGGCCGCAUGCUCCGCUUCUCUGUCUUCUACCGCAACCAUCACAAGGAGUACUUCCAGCAUGCCAGAACCCACUGUGGGAACAUGCUGCAGCCCUACCUGAAGGACAACAGUGGCAGCCACGGCUCCCCAACUAGCGGCAUGCUCCACGGCGUCUUCUUCAGCUGCAACACGGAGUUCAACACCGGCCAGCCCCCCCAGGACUCCCCCUACGGCCGCUGGCGCUUCCAGAUCCCCGCCCAGCGCCUUUUCAACCCCAGCACCAACCUCUACUUUGCGGACUUCUACUGUAUGUACACGGCCUACCACUAUGCCAUCCUGGUGCUGGCCCCCAAGGGCUCCCUGGGGGACCGCUUCUGCCGUGACCGCCUGCCCCUCCUGGACAUUGCCUGCAACAAGUUCCUGACCUGCAGCGUGGAGGAUGGGGAGCUGGUCUUCCGCCACGCCCAGGACCUCAUCCUGGAGGUCAUCUACACGGAGCCCGUCGACCUGUCCCUGGGCACCCUGGGCGAGAUCAGCGGGCACCAGCUCAUGAGCCUGUCCACUGCCGAUGCCAAGAAGGACCCCAGCUGCAAGACCUGCAACAUCAGUGUGGGCCGCUAGGGACGCUUGGGGAGCCGGGGGUCUAGGGAGAGAUGACAGGCAGGGAGGCGAUGGGUGGCAUAGGUUCAGGGAGCUGGCUUUCUCUCCUCUGCCCCCCUGCUCCCUCCAUACCAUCAGUCUCCCCCUUUCCCACCCCUUGGCAUUAGAGGCAAUAGAGAGUAGUCCUCUUGGUAGGCAUGGCCCGCCCAUGCCUGGUGGACUUGGAAAGGCUUCUUAGCCUCAGUAGGUUGGAGUGGGGGGGUGGAUUUCUGGAGACUCCCCUUCCCCCGGUUUCCCUGUCCUGCAGUUUCUCGCUUCAUCCCGGGCCUCCAUCUCAUGGAGACCUGCAGCCUCCGGGCCCUCCCAGGGAAGCCUCUCCGGGCCAAAGCCCAUGUGUAGCUUGCCUGCCUCCAGAGGCGAUGCAGAGAGCUGUGGGGUGCUCUUCCUUAGCCCCACCCGCCCCACUCAGGGCCCACACAGAAUGCCCCUCCCCACUCAGCUGGGCCCCCUGGGCUUCCCCCCUCCAGGCCGCCCUUUCCCUCUAUAAAUAGUCUCCUGCACCGCUGUGACCCCGGCUGCUCCUCGCCCCACAGCACCCUCUUCCUGCAUGGGGAGAGCCGUCCUCUCCUCUCCACCCACCCUCUAGAAGGGUCCUCUUUUUCCUCUUGGCUUUGGGGCCCCAGGCUGUUGGGAUUGUUCCUCUUCUGUCUGGAGAUGAUAUAAACCCCAGAGUACUUUUCCCCUUACUCAGAGCGCUGGGGUUUGGAAUGGCAGCCACUGAGGUCGAGGAGGGGGAAAGAGACCCCUGAGACCCAGAAGGACCCCUUCCUCAGCUGGGAGUGGGCUGCCUCUGGCCUGAGGGGACCCGUGUGGAGCUAGAACUGAGGGCUUUCCCGCAGAGCCCUGGCCCCCUGCCCGGCUGUGCGCUUUGCUCACUCUCUGCCACGGAACUGUGAUGGCACUGUGCCUGUGUGUGCUCUGGACUGUGGCAUCCUGCCGCCCCCUCCCGUCCACACCCACUGGCUCCCGCCCCCUGCGAGCCUCUCGGCGGAGAACCCCUUCCCUUCGGAGUCCUUUGUGGUCUUCCCUGGGCCUCCCAGGUUUUCACCUGUUUCCUACUUUUGUACGGGUCAGGAGGGUGGUGAGGGUAGACCUCCUGAGACAAGCAGACCAGGUGGGUGACGGGGAGAGGUGCUGAUGGAGGCAGCCAGCUGUUCGGGGGAUGAUGAAAGGGAUGUGAGGUGGAGGAGAGAAGCCCACAGUGAUGGCCAGAUUUCUUGGCGGAGGACGGAAGGGACUGGCAGGCCCAAAGGGCCACGUCUCUAUGAGGGGCCGGUGGGACAGCUGGUUGCAUCGCCUGUAGCCCCCUGGAGUGGGGUGGUCAGCUGUCUCCAGGGCACGGAUCAGGUCUGGAGGCCCUGGGAGAUGUGUGGAGAGGAGAGGACAUGAGCCCCCGGGCCCUUUUCCCUCUGCAGAUGGCACUGCUGUGGGGGUGGCUCGCUGCCCUCCCCUGACCCUGUGUCUGCCCUGGGCUGGGGACACACACACCUGUGCUGUGCUUGCGUGUGCAUCAAUAAACCACCACGGCCUGAGA